CUCUUCUCGCCGCGACGCCCUGCUUUGCUACGCUUCCGUUUCGUUUCGCUAGCUGCCGCGCACAACAACGCUGCGAACAAACCAAACGGUCGACGACACGGGAAGGGCGCGGGGGGCGGCGGCAUCACACAAUUGAGACAACUCGUGUGUUGGCUUGAGGAACUGGAACCACAGGGGAGGAGAGGGUCAGGGCGGGGAGCAGACCGAUGGGGUACGAGCGGACGGUGAAGGCGGCGGCAGCGGUGCUGGUGGCGGCGGCGGGGGUGCGGUUCCUGGGGCCCGCGGCGGCGGCGUUCGUGGAGGAGGAGCUGCCGCGCGCGCGGGCGGUCGCGGCGACCUGGCUCACGCCGCCGUACCUCUACCUCGUCAUCAACGCCAUCAUCAUCUCCAUCGCCGCGUCGUCGCGCUUCCAGCCGAGCACCGGCGGCGGCGGACGCCCGUCGGCCACUUCUUAUGCUUCCGCCGCCGCCGCUGCCGGAGGUGGAGGAGUAGUGGCGGAGGAUGAGGUGGAGCAGGAUGAGAUCCAGCCGCCGGUUGCGCUGCAGGUGCCUGUGCCGGUCUUGGCGAUGCCCGUGCCAGCUGCGCCGGCCGCGGAGGUCGCUGCUGUGGAGGAGCCCGUGGUGGAGAUGAACGCUGCGACGGUGGCGCCGGCGCCGGUACCGGUGGAGGAGGAUGAGGAAUUCUCGAUUUCAAGGUCGACGUGGACGCCGCGCCGGAGGGGCGCGGAGCCGGAGGUGGAGGCGGAUGCGGAGAGCGAGGUGCCGUUCGCGGACCUGACCAACUCCAGGGAGAAGCCUCUGGUGUCGGCGAGGUUCAGCCGGAAGGCGGCCAAGCCAAGCCCCGAAGGGAGCAGGGCACUGCGGGUGGCGCGGCCGCGGAAGGAGGAGACGCUGGAGAGCACAUGGAAGGCCAUCACGGAGGGGCGGGGCCCGCCGCUGGCUCGGCACCUCAAGAAGUCCGACACCUGGGACACCCGCCCGGGGCGCCGCCCGUCCGGCGGCGUGGGCAGCGGGGAGAUCGAUCCCGCGGCCGCCGUCCCGGCGGGGGCGAUGCGGAAGGCCGAGACUUUCAACGACGGCGGCGCCGGGAGGGGCAAGGCGGCGCCCGCCGCGCCGGUGCGGCGGGAGCCGUCGCUGGGGCAGGACGAGCUGAACCGGCGCGUGGAGGCCUUCAUCCACAAGUUCAACAUGGAGAUGCGGCUGCAGCGGCAGGAGUCGCUCAAGCACUACAGCGACAUGCUCGGCAGGGGCAGCCAGUACUGAAACGAAAACUAGCUGAAAAUGGUUGCAGCUUGCAAGCGAAGUGCUACCCUUUUUGUUUUCGUGUUCGUUCUCGAUUUUGGGUUUGGGUCUUGGUCUCUGUAAGAUAUGGUUUUGUCAAGUAAGAAGGGAUAGUUUUUUUUGCACAAAACAAAGGACAAGUUUGACAGCACUUGUUAGGAGUGAGUGACAGGUGCUGAUUAGUGAUGGCCUGAGCCAUCCCCCAAUUUCUUUUGGGGGUUCAUAGUAUCUUUGGAGUGCCUGCUUAUUCAGCUACUGCUCGCUGCGUUUCGCUGCUACUUUUUUUU
Molecule: messenger RNA, 1567 nt
Organism: Setaria italica (foxtail millet)
Lineage: Eukaryota; Viridiplantae; Streptophyta; Magnoliopsida; Poales; Poaceae
Product: translation initiation factor IF-2
Exons: 2
Coding region: 207-1262 (351 amino acids)
Source: RefSeq, a predicted model, not a curated record